AUGUUGGGAUUCCUCAACACAAAGAUUCCCAGAAUGAACAUGUAUUCUCCAUUAUUGUUUUCAGUAAUAAUAGUCUGUCUGUCAAUUUCUAAUGCAGAUAUACAACAGAUAAGAGAAAAAAGACAAGACGAAAUAAACGUUUACCUGUGUGGGGGUACAUCAGGUGGCAACGGUUACGGAGAUGGGGGUUACGGAUAUGAUUCCAUGAUGUGGCCUAUGAUGAUGAUGCCAUGGUUCAUGAUGAUGCCUUUUAUGAUGGGAGGCGCAGGAUUACUACAGCGAAGAGAAAAAAGACAGGAUAAUGGUUAUGAUUCAUCAUAUAACGCCAUGAUGAUGAUGUGGCCCUGGAUGAUGUUGCCGCUUAUAUACGGUGGCUACGGCGGUUAUGGUGGCUACGGCGGUUACGGCGGCUACGGCGGUUACGGUGGCUACGGCGGUUACGGUGGCUACGGCGGUUACGGUGGCUAUGGAUUACUACAGCGAAGAGGAAAAAGACAGGACAUCCACAUAUUACAAGAUCAGCCAUCAGGGAAUGGCAAUGGUGGUUAUUAUGGUUCAUCAUAUAACUCCAUGAUGAUGAUGUGGCCCUGGAUGAUGUUGCCGCUUAUGUACGGCGGCUACGGCGGUUACGGUGGCUACGGCGGUUACGGUGGCUACGGCGGUUAUGGUGGCUACGGCGGUUACGGUGGCUACGGUAACUCUGCUAUAUCUAGAAUUUGGCCUUGGUAUAUGGGCAUGGCUAUGGGUUGCGCCAUGUGUGGAAACUAUAACUAUUAAAUGUUCCGACGCUCUCUCUGUUGUC
Cylicocyclus nassatus is the source of this 802-nucleotide messenger RNA. The record is from the annotation of a GenBank genome assembly. Lineage: Eukaryota; Metazoa; Nematoda; Chromadorea; Rhabditida; Strongylidae.